Molecule: messenger RNA, 2055 nt
Organism: Dictyostelium discoideum AX4
Lineage: Eukaryota; Evosea; Eumycetozoa; Dictyosteliales; Dictyosteliaceae
Exons: 1
Coding region: 1-2055 (684 amino acids)
Molecular function (GO): protein-folding chaperone binding
Source: RefSeq, a predicted model, not a curated record
AUGGAAAACCCAUUCAAUUCCAAUACUUAUAAUAAUAAUUAUAAUAAUACUAAUUAUAAUAAUAAUAAUAAUUAUUAUUAUAAUAAUAAUAAUAAUUAUAGUAAUAAUUAUUAUAAUAAUAAUUAUAAUAAUAAUAAUUUGAAUAAUAAUUAUACCAGUUGUAGUAAUCAUCUCAACCUAACUCCUGAAGAAUCUAUGAUUGAUCAACCAAAGGAAAAAGAACAACCUAUGCCUUUCUCUGCACAAGACAGAACUUUGGCAGUUACUACACCGUCCAAUCUAGCAAUAGAAUCUCAAGUUACCGAUCUGUUGAGAGAGGAUGAGGAACCAUCUGCUGAUGCAUCGCCAGCUACUACCUUUUCCAUACAAUUAAUCGCCAAAGGAGGGCAUGUUAUUUACCUUAACCAUCCAAAUGCUCAAGUAGCUACUCUCAAGGUUCAACUACCUGAUACCGCACCAUCCACUUUAGAAUUACCAUUACAAAUAACUCCAGCAAUAGACGUAAAGCAACUUGCAAUAUCGACCCAUGAUUACCAAAAAAAUCGGGUGAAGGUAUGCGUACCUCGAUUAGAUCCUAAGGGUAAAGGAUAUGUACGUAUUGAAGCAUAUGGUUUAAAAGGAGGAUCAGGCGGUAUAGAACUAGAUACAGAGAAAUUGAUUACAGAUAUCGUAUCAGGGUUCCAUUUAGUAGGCAUGCAGCCUUCUUCGGAAAUGAUCAAUAGUUGGCGUCCUUUUUUAAGAGACUUCUCUACUACACUCUCCAAUAUGACUCUGGACUUAAAGGAUACCCCUUCUCCGAUGUCAAUUAAUUCUUAUGAUCCAGGUAACUAUCGCAGUACCUUUGAGCGAAUAGCGAGUCAUGCUACUAAUAGAAGAAUUACCCUCACACGAUAUGGGGCAGCCUACUUGCAUAUCGUGAGCCAAAUAAGAACAAAGAUCAAACAACAGCAAAGCCUUCCCAUUGACCCAGUUGAGUAUCCUUCCCAUAGCUAUACGGUAAGCUUACAACCCAACUUAUUGCAUAUGCUACCCUUGGUGGCCUCGCUGAAUCAUCUCUAUGCUACGCCCAUAGGAGGAGAAUUUACCUUUGAUGUAGGUAGUUUAAUGCAGAUAGCCCAGGUCGCUGUAUGCUUUCAUCCUGCUUUUUUAAAUUUUGAAAAUUCUAAAAGAAUUACUUCUACUGGCAUCAACCUAGAUGAUUUACUCACUGCUGCUUUACAAGAAACCACUUUGCAAGAGACUGCAAGAAAGCAAAUGGAUCAACAAGCACAAGAAAAGAUAAAAAAAACAGUAGGUGAGGUAAGUGAUUCGCUAGAAAACAUAGAACUAGUCAUUGAAGAUGCGAAAGAACAAUGGCAAUCCUUGCAUCCUCCCACAGAUAACUACCCAGCAUCUAUGCAAGAAAUCAUCAAGGAUUUGAAAGACAUGCAUACUUUACUAACUAAAAAACUCACCAUUUUAGAUGAUUUAGCCGGUGCAGAUGAGAAAAUUCGGGCUAAACGCAAAGAGCUGGUGGUAAAAUCCACCAGGAUGCAAGAUGAAAUCGAUGUCCUACUGCCUAAAAUGCAGCAGGAACUGGAAAAGGUGAAGAGGGACGCAGUAGCACAAGAGUCUACCUUAUUGGUUAGCCCCACAGGUAAAGGGAUCCGUAAUGACCGUGGAGGACAAGGUCAUUACGGUGCAUCGAGAGGUGGUCGCAAACAUAUGGGCAUAGAUUUUAGUUCAAUAGUAGGACAGGAUAUUGUAGCGCCUAUAUCUGGGAAAGUAGUCAAUUUUAAAGGAGCUAGAACAAAGUAUCCUAUGUUACAACUAUAUCCAUCAAAAAAGUUCACAGAAUUUGAUUAUCUACAAAUGUUAUAUGUUCAUCCUCCAGUUGGAAUCAAUAUGGGAGCUAGCUAUCAAGUAUCUGUUGGAGAUACUAUUGGUAUAGCGGCAAAUUUACAAGAAUUAGGAUACUCGGUAGAAGUGACACCACAUAUUCAUUUAGAACUAAAAAAGAAUGUACCUGGUAAAGAUCCUAUAAGUAUUGACCCCACUAAAUUUUUCUUCAACUAG